AUGGCUGGGCGUGGUGAAAAAAAUGUCGCCAUUGUGAUUGACACUGGAUCAGGAAGGACAAAAGCUGGUUUUUCCGACGACGAGGCACCCCGGACGACAUUUGCGUCACUCGUGGCACAUCCAACGACGAACUGGGGUCCAAAUGCCAAGAAGGUCGUUGGGCAACCUGCGGAAGGAAAGUGGGGCGUUUUGGAUGUCAAGCAGCCCAUUGAACGGGGGAUUGUUACCAAUUGGGAUGACAUCGAAACAUUAUGGCACCAUACUUUUUAUCGAGAACUCAAGACGACUCCCGAAUUUUAUCCCGUGUUCUUGACGGAGGUUCCCAUGAACCCCAAGGCCAAUCGGGAACGCAUUACGGAAAUGAUGUUUGAAACCUUCAAGGUACCGGCACUCUAUAUGAACACUACGGCGGCUCUGUCACUCUAUGCUCAUGGACGUACCACUGGAUGUGUCCUAGAAUGUGGAGAAGGUGUCACCCAUGUUGUUCCUGUGUACGAAGGAGUGGUGUUGGUGAACGCCAUUGUUAGGUUGGAUGUGGGCGGAAAGGUCCUGACAGACUAUUUGGAAAAGAUGAUUUCGGAUCAUGGUUAUACCUUGCAAGAUCAUGAAAUGCGUAAUGUGACGGGAAAGGGAUUAUCGCUAACCACGGAAGUCGUCCACCUACAAGUGCGGGGUAUUAUGGAAAAGCUGUGUUAUGUGGCACUGGAUUUCAACAAGGAAAGCAUCAAGGUGGUCGAAGAUUCUCACAACCUGGAAAAGAAACAUACACUAUCAAAUGGGGAUACUGUCGUUAUUGGCAACGAACGAUUCUUUUUACCAGAAGCUCUCUUCCAACCCGAGCUGGCGGAUCUGGAAGAGGAGAGUGUGGUCGAUGCUACCUUUGGAGCCAUUAUGAAGUGUGACGAAUACAUGCACGAGGAGAUGCUGUCCAAUAUUGUUUUGUCGGGUGGCUGUACCAAAUUCCCUGGUUUCAAGGAGCGACUCACAAAAGAAAUGGCGGCUCUGGCUCCCAACACGUUGGAAGUCAAUGUGUUGGCAAUGGCGGAACCUCAAAACACCCCAUGGGUGGGCGCAUCUGUGGUGGCGUCUCUAGACGAAUUUCAAAACAUGUGGAUCUCGAAGGAAGAAUUUUACAAAAAGGGUCCUUCGAUUGUCCAUAGCAAAUGCUUUUGA
This is a messenger RNA of Cylindrotheca closterium, 1173 nucleotides long. Lineage: Eukaryota; Bacillariophyta; Bacillariophyceae; Bacillariales; Bacillariaceae. The record is from the annotation of a GenBank genome assembly.